Porites lobata is the source of this 2670-nucleotide messenger RNA. The record is from the annotation of a GenBank genome assembly. NCBI's taxonomy places the organism in Eukaryota, Metazoa, Cnidaria, Anthozoa, Scleractinia, Poritidae.
GUGCCAAUGUGUUUUCUAAAGAAUUAUAAUUCGCUAUUUGCAAGCUGCCACCAUCAGAUUCUGACACAGAUUCGAGUUUGAUCGCGUUACCUCUGUUUGUCUUUGAAUCUCGUCUUUACACAGAAAUGGCUUUUGCGUGUAAAUUUAUGCCCGUGGUAAGUUUAAACAUUUUAAAUCACUCAUUUUAAUGCAAGGCAUUUUGAAAUAUUCUAACGUCAGAAAAAAAUCUUUCAUAGCUUUAAUUUAUAUACCGGGGAAUAAAUAUGCAUUUUACCUGAAUAGUACUUUUAACCCUGCGUCUUUAUUAUGGCACAAAAUAUUUUAUUUAACGGUGGAGAAAAUAUAUUUUGGGAAGGAUUAUCGAAUACAUGGAAAAAUUUUCUAACUUAUGCUUCAAAGUUAAUGUUAGAAGUUUUAAGUAGUCGAAGGUCUCCGUCGAAGACAAGGUCGUUCGAUUCAGCUUUAUUCAAAUGAUAUUUAUACUGUUAAAGCAAAAUCGACCUAUUUUCAAAUCGCCUCUUGAAGGACAUGUUUCUUGAUUUAAUAUCACAAAAAAGCGAACCGCUUAAGUAACCUACGGCUAUAGAAUUGAAAUGAUGUUUUUUUUUGUGUGUGUGAUAAUUCAGGGUUGAAAGCCGCUUAGUGAAUUUUUCUUUCUAAAAGAAAUGUAAGAGAUUUAAGGUGGUUAAAGCGCUUACCAAUAUGUCAAGAAACUUUUUUCGCUAAUUGGACAGAUGGGAUUUCUCUUUUGCAGAAAAUAUAGUUAGAGCCUGUAUUCUUACGUAUGACAGGUGCUUUAGGGACACUUAGAUGGUUUAACAUGACACCAAUUAUUGAUAAGCAAAAUAGCAAGUUUUUAUAUCAUGGCAAUUUGUUUGUGUGAGAGGUCAGAAAAUGUGAAAGAGAGCUUAGCGUCUUGUCGUUCAUAGAAAUUAUACGAAUAAGUAAGAAGUGUCCAGUUACCUGUUACCAGCUGUAGCAAGAGUCAUUAUCGAAACCUCGCGUUCUAAAAGAGUUCUUUUACCUCUUAAAUUUUUAACGAGAGAAAAGUUUUACUGACUAAUUAUGAACCAAGAGACCUAAGCGUGCUUUUUCAGGCUUUAACCAUAUUAGAGUAUGUUGUUUUUAAGAUCCCUUUUUUUUUGUUUGGUUAUUUCGUAUGGUCAGGAUAGUUUGCCUGUUUUCUUUUAUUUCGGUGUUCGGCGCAAGUCGAUUCCUGUGGAGGCACUUAUCGGAAGAAUGAGUAGGGGUGUGUCACUGAGGCCUUCAAAACCCUGCCCUUGUUUGAGUUAAAAAAAUAUUCAUUUCGAUAACCUUUUUAAGACAACACACCAUUUUCGAUGGCCCAUAUUUAUUUCAUUUCGCAUACAAAAUUAAUAAUGUUUUUAAUACGAUGCAAGGCAAUUAGGUCUUUAAAAAUUGUUGGUAUCCCACAAGGAGACCGCAAACCGCCGACGUUCACCCUCUUUUAAGGCUCAGUUCCGGAAAGACACCCAGUUCAAGACGCUAAUUAGUGGAUUAUGUAUCCUAUGCAGUGGUAUUUGCAUACAGGGGACCCACUUGGGACUAGGACAAGUGUCCCCUGAAUAGAAGUGUGUCAUGAAUGGAGAUUGGGCUGGGGUUUGUUAAUAAUUAACCAAGAAACAAAAUAUUUUUCUUAUACUUUGAAUUGCCUAAGAAUCUGCUGCAGUCUUUAUUUCAAGCAGCUACGUAGAUAAUGUACGUAUACAAAUUCACGAUUAACUUAUCUCUGCGAUGUUGGGUGUUAAAUUCUUACAAGUGAAGUGCAUCGAUUUCAGUGAGAUGUUUUGAAAGCUUCCAUUGUGACUAGUGAAUAUUUAAACUUAUCAAAGAUUUUUGUGGUCAGUCCCUUUUUGAUUGGUUUGAUGUCCCCGGAAUGGGGUUAAAGCCCAGGUUUGGGGCCCAGAAAAAGUGUUCCUUUCCACUGAAUAGAGGUGUCCCUUCAAUAGAGGUAACAAAUACAAUGAUAAUGUAAACAUUUUUCAAGGACCAAAAUAUUGUGUCCCUUGAAUGGACGUGUCACUUAAAUAGAGGUGUCACAAGAAGAGGUUCCACUGUAUUACACUCAAGCCCUCCCCCCCCCAAAACCAAACCCUAUUCACCUAUUCAGCGACACAUUCCUCUGGAGGCCAAAUAAGGGGGUUUUUCCCCCAGGAUCUAGGACUUGGGACAGCACUGAUGUCAAUGCCUUGCAUCUUUAUGUUGCAGCAAUGUUUUGGUCCAAGUCGCCAAGCGACCAGAAGUAAAUAUGAAUCCUCGCAAUGUUCGGUCAGCGGAGAGGGUUUAAACAUGGCAGUGGCUGGUAAACCUGCAAAGUUUACUCUACGAACCACAGGUCCAGAUCUCCUCUUCUUAGAGCUCCAAAUCACUCGAAUUCUUAAAGGUAAAGAAAAUCGCGCUAGUCUCACCGAGCCAAUUCCUGUAGAAUACGAAUGUUUGGGGCAGAAUCUUCACAGUGUAUGUUACUAUCCUAAGGACGAAGGUGAAUAUCACGUGGCUGUCACGUGGAAGGGGAGUCAUGUGGCAGGGAGUCCAUUUGUUGUUAAAGUUGUUAAAAGCGAACUUGGAGAGGCGGUAAGCAAGGAUGAUGUAUGGAAAUUAAGAGAGGAUAUCAAGUCAUCAAGACGUCGUAGAAAUGAUAAAGUUUAA